This is a messenger RNA of Phyllotreta striolata, 735 nucleotides long. The record is from the annotation of a GenBank genome assembly. Lineage: Eukaryota; Metazoa; Arthropoda; Insecta; Coleoptera; Chrysomelidae.
AGUUACAUGUUUCGCGUUAUCGAGAUCAACAUGUUUUCAAAACUAUUUCUAAUUUGUGCAUUUGCUCUUGCAGUAACUUCGCAGGAGCGACUAAAAGUCACUUUAUUUUAUGAAGGGCUUUGUCCUUACUGCCACGAUUUCAUAAUUCAACAACUUUAUCCAGGUUUUAAGAAACUAGGAAAUGCUUUGGAUGUAGAUCUAGUAUCAGUGCAACAUCCGAAAAACAAUGGCAGUAAAAUUGAGUGGACUUGUCAACAUGGUCCAAUAGAAUGUUACAUAAACAAAGUCAGUGCUUGUGCCAUUCAUGUAAGCGACACUCAGUCAAAGAUGAUGGAAUAUAUAAAUUGUUUCUUGAGCGAUUUCGAUGACGAUAAAAGCAAGGAAUAUGAGGAAGAACUUGCCAAGAAUUGCUCCGCAGGGAACGGCCUUUCAUGGGAUAAUAUAAACUCUUGCCUCGAUAAAGAUGUCGAUAAUAUAUUAUUGGCUUAUGAACAACGAAAAACAAAAGUACAACCACCACUUGAAUACGUUCCUGCCAUACUAUUUAAUGAUAAACACGAUAUAGAUAUCGAAUUUGCAGCGAGGGAUGAUUUCCUGGCAACAGCAUGUCGACUGUUCAAAACCAAACCAAAAGCUUGCUUAAAAACCUUCUUGAAAAACUAGGAAAGUAAGAAAUGCUAUCCCCAAUAAGAAUGAUAUGUUUUUAAAUAAAAAUUAAACACCAAUAAAAUAGUA